AUGUCGUCCACCGACUCCUUUACCUUAGAUGCUCCCACUGUCCUCUGCAUCGCCGUAUCUCUCUCCCUGAUGCCGGCCGCAUUCAUUCUCAGCAAGGCCCUCAUCCCAGCCAACAAAACGCGCGAUCGCGUACUUUUCUUCUGGCAUGCCUACGAUGCCCUCACCCACCUGUUCAUUGAGGGCUCCUUUGCAUAUCAAUGCUUCUUCAGCUAUACCACCGUCACGAGUACCCCACACCAGGGGCCUUUCUUCCUCAAUGACCCUACCCGUUUAUACGGUCCCGCCUACGGCACCGGCCCAACCGCACGUCUGUGGCAAGAAUAUGCAAAGGCAGACCGCCGCUGGGCCGGUGCUGAUCUGACCGUCAUCUCUCUGGAGUUGUUGACUGUUUUCAUUGGGGGUCCCGCCGCUGUAUACAUCUGCUAUCUAUUGUCUCGAUCGUCUAACGAGACCCUCACUACCAAGUCCCGUGGCAGUGUCAAGGCCACAUUGUGGUUCGUUGCAAUUGCCCUCGCAACGGCAGAGUUGUAUGGUGGAUUCAUGACUUUUGCGCCGGAGUGGCUUACCGGAAGCACGUCACUUGCCACCGAAGACCCGGUCUACCUUUGGCUAUACUUGUUCUUCUUCAACACACUCUGGGUCUUCCUUCCAUUGUGGGUGCUAUGGGAGGCGGCAAAAGAACUGCGUGGUGCAUUUGUUGCAGCCGAGACCCAAGUUGAGCAAAAGAGCCAGUGA
Penicillium soppii is the source of this 735-nucleotide messenger RNA. Its product is annotated as EXPERA domain-containing protein. The transcript has a single exon. Gene Ontology annotation, biological process: sterol metabolic process. Gene Ontology annotation, cellular component: endoplasmic reticulum; membrane. The record is from RefSeq and is a predicted model, not a curated record. The coding region runs from base 1 to 735 and encodes 244 amino acids. Lineage: Eukaryota; Fungi; Ascomycota; Eurotiomycetes; Eurotiales; Aspergillaceae. Gene Ontology annotation, molecular function: cholestenol delta-isomerase activity.